Messenger RNA from Podospora anserina S mat+, 873 nucleotides. RefSeq lists its product as uncharacterized. The coding region runs from base 1 to 873 and encodes 290 amino acids. Gene Ontology annotation, molecular function: glutamic-type endopeptidase activity. Lineage: Eukaryota; Fungi; Ascomycota; Sordariomycetes; Sordariales; Podosporaceae. The transcript has 3 exons. Gene Ontology annotation, biological process: proteolysis. The record is from RefSeq and is a predicted model, not a curated record.
AUGCGGCACUCGGUAUUUUCUCUGCUCCUGGGAGCCAUCUCCCUGAUCACCACAACAGGCGUCACAGGACUCGAGUUCACCGUGUCACUAGAAGAGAACGGCAAAGCUGCUGAUGCCUCCAAGCUUCAGUUCGUCAAGAUUCCCCCGUUGAAGCACCGGAGACGUGGACACCGCAACGCAACCGUCGCCACAGGCCAGCAUGUGACCGCCAAGAGAGGGAACAACGACAUCAGUUAUAGUGACAACUGGUGUGGUGCCUCCUCGCGAUCAAACGAUGCGGACCCCAUCCGCAAUGUGUUUGGGUAUUUCACUGUCCCUGACUUGAAGCUACGAGCUGGUAUCCCUCCGCCUCAAUAUGCGGCGGCCUGGAUCGGUAUCGACGGAGCCAAGUGCAACCAGACCUUGUUGCAAGCUGGAGUCACUACCGUGGUCAACUCCAACGGUGGACAGAGUGCAUCGGCUUGGUGGGAGUGGUAUCCAGGUGCUGCGUACACUAUCGCCAACCUCCCAGUCAAGCCAGGGGACUGGAUGUCCGUCAACAUCACAGCCCAUGAUGCGACCAGCGGCAGGAUAAUUGUAACAAACGCUCAGCGCGGCUACUCAAUGACGCUCAAUUUGACCAGCGGGCCCAAGCUGUGCCGGUGGGAUGUUGAGUGGAUUCUGGAGGACUUCUACGAGGCCGAAACGAACAAGCAGGUUCCCUUUGCCAGCUUCCAGGACCUGUGGUUUCUCGAUACCGAGGCGACGACAGUGCGUGGGAAGAAUGUUGGGAUUGAUGGAGCGGCCAUGGUGCAUCUGAUGAACCCGCAAGGAAAGGUUCUCUGCCAGGCCGAAAAGUACGACAACGCUAAUUUCGUCAUUACUUCGCAUUAA